Molecule: messenger RNA, 2246 nt
Organism: Dunckerocampus dactyliophorus (ringed pipefish)
Lineage: Eukaryota; Metazoa; Chordata; Actinopteri; Syngnathiformes; Syngnathidae
Gene: vps45
Product: vacuolar protein sorting 45 homolog
Exons: 14
Coding region: 154-1941 (595 amino acids)
Biological process (GO): intracellular protein transport; vesicle-mediated transport
Cellular component (GO): Golgi membrane
Source: RefSeq, a predicted model, not a curated record
CGUCAUCACCAAUGCGGAAGUAGUUGGGGGGUAUAGUCCGAGCAGCCACAACAGGCUUCGCAGACUAAAUAACUGCUUUUAUUCUUCUAUCUGAGGCUCACCUGGAGCCCCGGUUUUGAUUUCAGUGCUUGUUGUUGAGGCAGGGUGUCCGCCAUGAACGUGACGCUGGCGGUGAAGCAGUACGUCUCCAAGAUGAUCGAGAGCAGCGGGGCGGGGAUGAAGGUGCUGCUCAUGGACAAGGAGACGACCAGCAUAGUGAGCAUGGUGUACACACAAUCUGAGAUCCUGCAGAAGGAGGUCUACCUCUUUGAGCGCAUCGACUCUCAAAACAGAGAAAGCAUGAAACACUUGAAGGCCAUCUGCUUCCUCAGACCGACUACGGAGAAUGUGGAACAUCUCAUCCAGGAACUGAGGAGACCAAAGUACAGUGUCUACUUUAUCUACUUCAGUAACGUGAUCAGUAAAAGUGAAAUCAAAGCUCUUGCUGAGGCUGAUGAACAGGAAGUGGUCGCUGAAGUGCAGGAGUUUUAUGGGGACUUCAUUGCUGUCAAUCCUCACCUGUUCUCCCUCAACCUGCAAGGCGUGGCCAGGGUAAGAGCGCUAGGAGGAUGCUGUGUCUCAUGUGCACUGCAUGUGCUCGUGUUUGUGUGUGUGUGUUUGUGUGUGUCACAGGGGCGGAGCUGGGAGCCGUCCAUGUUGCACCGCUGCACGCAGGGCCUGACCUCCGUCCUGCUGGCCCUCAAGAAAUGUCCCAUGAUCCGCUACCAACUGUCCUCCGACAUGUCCAAACGUCUUGCCGAGAGCGUCAAGCAAAUCAUCACCAAGGAAUACGAGCUGUUCGACUUCAGGAAGACGGAAGUACCGCCCCUGCUGCUCAUCCUGGACCGAAGUGACGACGCAAUCACGCCGCUGCUCAACCAGUGGACCUACCAGGCCAUGGUGCACGAGCUGCUGGGGCUCAACAACAAUCGCAUCGACCUGUCCAGAGUUCCCGGGAUCAGCAAAGACCUGCGUGAGGUGGUCCUGUCUGCUGAGAACGACGAGUUCUACGCUAACAACUUGUAUUUGAACUUUGGAGAGAUUGGCAGCAACAUCAAGAACCUGAUGGAGGACUUCCAGAAGAAGAAACCUAAAGGCCAGCAGAAGCUGGAGUCCAUCUCUGACAUGAAGGCGUUUGUGGACAACUACCCGCAGUUUAAGAAGAUGUCUGGCACCGUGUCCAAACACGUGACGGUGGUGGGCGAGCUGUCGCGCCUUGUGUCAGAGCGUCACCUGAUGGAGGUAUCGGAAGUAGAACAGGAGCUGGCCUGUCAGAACGACCACUCCAGCGCUCAGCAGAGUGUGCGUCGCCUUCUUCAGAACCCUCGCGUGUCCGAGCUGGACGCCGUGCGUCUGGUCAUGCUCUACGCUCUCCGGUACGAGCGCCACAGCAGCAGCAUUCUUCCCACUCUCAUGGACGAGCUGAGCCGAAGGGGCGUGUCCGAGCGCCACCGCAAGAUGGUGUCAUGUGUGGUGGAAUACGGCGGGAAGAGGGUGAGAGGAAGUGACCUCAUCACGCCAACAGACGCUGUGGCCAUCACCAAGCAGUUCUUCAAAGGCCUCAAGGGUGUGGAGAACGUGUACACACAACAUCAGCCUCUUCUUCACGAAACUUUGGAUCAGCUGGUCAAAGGUCGCCUGAAGGACAGCCAGUUUCCUUAUCUUGGAGCCAGCAGCCUCAGAGACAGGCCCCAGGACAUUGUGGUGUUUGUGAUUGGAGGUGCCACGUACGAAGAAGCUCUGACUGUUUACAACAUGAAUCGCAGCACGCCGGGUGUACGCAUGGUGCUGGGAGGAAGUAGCGUGCUCAACACCAAGAGCUUCCUGGAAGAAGUGAUGUCAGCAAUGAGUGGCAGCGGCGACAGAGUGCAAGGCAGCAGUCGCCAUAGCAACCGCCGCUGAGCCCCACCUAACACAAAAACGACAUUCCUUGUUGUUGUGACAUAGUGUGACUCAAAUCUUGUAUUUAUCGUUUAAUGUUCAUAAAUGACAGCAUUUCACAUCGUUUCACUUUUUUUAUAGUGCAAUGAAAAGACGAUUUGGGUUGUUUGUUUUCUAUAUUGACACCAAGAUGCAGUCUUAAAGUAGCUGGCAUCUGUUGUCGUAUUAAAAGUAUGCUAACGACAUACUUAACUAUAGAAAGUAAAAGUAACAUGUAAAAGUCUUGUUAAAGAGCAGUCAAAUUGAAAAUAAAGUGCUUUCACUUA